AUGAUGAAAGAUUAUCUCACACAGCUCUACGCAAUCGGUCUCUUCACUUUCAGCAAAAAGAAAGUAAGGUACCAGAGAUCCUCACCUCAAUCACGCACCCUCUCCAUCAUGGGUGCCACAUGUGGAGCUGACAGCAAAGGCACUAUCAUCAAAGUCGCUGUGAUCGCAGCCACACUUGCCAUCGUCGUCAUUGGCCUCGCAAUCGUCCUUUGGCGUUGGCGAGAGGCCGUCGAGAAGCGUCAGAUCAAGGCCGCCGAAGAGAGUGGCACACCCAUAUUCGAGCAAAAUGGCUUCGUCUUCGCGAAAAAGCUCAAGAAUCCGUCUGAGUUCGAUCUUGAGUCUCAGGACCUCCAGUCUAACAGCACGGACUCGCCCACCAUCCCGUUGGUCAAUCUCAGGCCACCAAUUCCGGCUCUCAUCAGAACUCCGGCUACAGGGUCCAUGUAG
Fulvia fulva is the source of this 447-nucleotide messenger RNA. RefSeq lists its product as uncharacterized. The coding region runs from base 1 to 447 and encodes 148 amino acids. NCBI's taxonomy places the organism in Eukaryota, Fungi, Ascomycota, Dothideomycetes, Mycosphaerellales, Mycosphaerellaceae. The transcript has 2 exons. The record is from RefSeq and is a predicted model, not a curated record.